AUGAAAUUGGAUACCAAUUUCUCACAAAUUGAUUUAAGCGGUAAGCUAUUAAUUAAGGCACGCUUGGGUGAAGAUGUACGCAUGUUUCCAAUUCAUAAUGAGGAUAUUACCUAUGAUGAAUUGCUACUGAUGAUGCAGCGCGUCUUUCGUGGUAAACUGGGCACAUCGGAUGAAGUUGUCAUCAAAUAUCGUGAUGAAGAUGGUGAUUUAAUUACCAUUUUUGAUAGUUCAGACUUAUCCUUUGCUAAGCAGUACAGCAAACGUGUUCUUAAAGUCACUCUCUUUGGUAAGUAG
Molecule: messenger RNA, 294 nt
Organism: Trichoplax adhaerens
Lineage: Eukaryota; Metazoa; Placozoa; Uniplacotomia; Trichoplacea; Trichoplacidae
Exons: 2
Coding region: 1-294 (97 amino acids)
Biological process (GO): COPII vesicle coat assembly; endoplasmic reticulum to Golgi vesicle-mediated transport
Cellular component (GO): endoplasmic reticulum exit site
Molecular function (GO): identical protein binding
Source: RefSeq, a predicted model, not a curated record